Messenger RNA from Stegostoma tigrinum, 2714 nucleotides. Its product is annotated as prokineticin receptor 2-like. Gene Ontology annotation, biological process: neuropeptide signaling pathway. Lineage: Eukaryota; Metazoa; Chordata; Chondrichthyes; Orectolobiformes; Stegostomatidae. The transcript has 2 exons. Gene Ontology annotation, cellular component: membrane. The coding region runs from base 44 to 1192 and encodes 382 amino acids. Gene Ontology annotation, molecular function: neuropeptide Y receptor activity. The record is from RefSeq and is a predicted model, not a curated record.
ACAAAGAUCGCAGGAUUUUGGUGAAAGUUGUCGAACUUUAGCCAUGGCAGAUCACUGUGCCAACUCAUCACAAUGCAGUGAAUUGAGCUUGACUGAUCUCAGCUUGGCUUGGAAUCAGAGUUAUGAGUAUGAACAAUACAUGUCAUUGCCUGAUAUAAGAGGGGAAGAGGCUGCCGAUACGACUUUCUACCAGGCCAGGAUUGUGAUCGGUGUGGCCUUCGUCUGCAUCAUGCUGGUCUGCGGUGUUGGCAAUUUUUUCUUCAUUGUGACCCUGGCCAGAUUCAAGAACCUGAGGAACAUCACCAAUCUCCUCAUAGUCAACCUGGCCAUCUCAGAUUUCAUUGUGGCCAUCGUGUGCUGUCCCUUCGAGAUGGAUUAUUAUGUGGUUAGACAGCUGUCCUGGAGCUUCGGUCAUGUUCUAUGUUCUUCUGUGAACUACCUCAGAAUGGUCUCCCUCUACGUCUCCACCAAUGCACUGCUGGCCAUAGCUGUCGACAGGUAUCUGGUCAUUGUGCAUCCGCUGAAACCUCGUAUGAAGUUUCAGACGGCCUACUGUGUUCUGAUUGCCGUGUGGUUAGUCUCCCUGUUCAUCUCCAUCCCCUCAGCGUACUUUACAACAGAAACGACCUUCGAUACUUCCGUGGGGAGCAAUGGGAAAAUAUUUUGCGGGCAGAUCUGGCCGGCAGACAAGGAACUCUUCUACAAAUCCUAUUUCUUGUUCCUCUUCAUCCUGGAAUUUGUUCUGCCUGUGUUGAGUAUGUCCCUCUGCUAUGUGCAGAUCUGCAGGGAGCUGUGGUUCAAAAGCAUGCCAGGCGUGCAAACCAACCAAAUCAAGAAGCGGCUCCGAGCACGGAGGAAGACGGUCCUGGUCCUUAUGGGUAUACUGACCGCCUACAUCCUCUGCUGGGCUCCAUAUUAUGGAUACACCAUCGUCCGAGAUUUCUUCCCAAACAUGCUCCUGAGAGAAAAGCAUUCCAUCACGGUGUACUACAUUGUAGAGUGCAUGGCAAUGAGCAACAGCAUGAUAAACACGCUCUUCUUCAUUACUGUGAAAAACAACACUUGUAAGUAUGUGAGGAAGGUCCUCCUUCAGCGGUGGAGGGCUGCCUACAUGCCUGACAAAAGCACUGCCAUGCAAGAGUGCCAGACCUCAGUGCUACCAGUAUCCGACGCAUUACCUCAGCAGCAAUAGCCAAUGAGCACUGCAGGUUGAGGUGAUACCUGCCAUGUGGGUAGAUAUUCUGGCAAGGCGAUGCUAAACAAAACGAUUCUACUGAUGUACAGACGUGACAACCAGCCUGGUUAGAAGUGUUGAUGAUGUGGGUGGCAUUGUCUCAACAGUGAAACAAGACUUAGACAGUUGCUGUGAAGUUAUCUGGUGGCCACAGGGGAAGCAAAGAUGGUAGUAAAGGUACUCAAGGAGUUGCACCAUGUGUGCAAGGAGCCAAUUCUAAAGGAGAUUCAGAGUUUACAAAAUGUUCUCAAGAUUCGUAGUCUCCUCCAUCCUACAUACUAAAAGUUUACUCAAACUCAGCAGAUAUCCCGACGCUAAGGCCUGGUAUAACCUGGCUCCCUUUGCUACUCUGCAUUGUUAACGGGCUUUACAAAUGUUUUUCCCAAGACCAAGAACAACUGUUGACGUCAGUGGAGCAAGACUCAUUGCUGACUCCGAACCAAUUCACACACUGAACUUCGUCAAUGCUUUGCCUAUUUCGGACUAACCAAAUAGACCGACGUGUGGUAAGCUGUGACGAGAGCCAAUCAGAAAAGCUCUCAAAUUGGCGGAUGGCUCUGUGCUGGACACGUACUGCAAUCUGACCUCAGACAGGGGUUUCUGGGUGGAGUGAGGAAGAAAUGAAGCAAAUCAGCAAAGACUCCUACCUAUCUGGUGAUCUACAUUGGAAAGUUGUGACACUGUCUUAUUGCCCUCAGCAUCAAAGGGAAGAAAACAACAAGGUGUGUGCAGGAUGGUGGGAACAAGAAUAUUUUCUAAGAUGCAACUUCUCUGUUGUGAUUGCAACAGGCAACGCCCCAGUGCCAGAGCUGACACCAAAAGCUCCCAUGAUUUAGCUCACACUUGCUCUCAAGCAAAGAAAAGAUGGUCUGGUACUGGAUUGACACCUCAUGUAGAAAGGCUGGAGUGCUCACAGCUUUUGGGGUGCUGCUCUAGAUACAUAGAACAUAGAACAUUACAGCACAGUAUAGGCCCUUCGGCCCGCGAUGUUGUGCCAACCUGUCACACCGAUCUGAAGCCCAUCUAACCUACACUAUUCCAUGUAUGUCCAUAUGCUUGUCCAAUGAUGACUUAAAGGGGGGAUAGGAAGAGAGUGAUAGUCAUUGGGGACUCAGUAGUUAGAGGGACUGAUAGAAGGUUUGCCGGGAACAAAAAAGACUUAUGAUUGGUGUGUUGCCUCCCAGGUGCCAGGGUCCGUGAUGUUUCGGAUCGUGUCUUUGGGGUCCUGAGGGGAGAGCGUGACCAGCCCCAAGUCGUGGUCCACAUAGGCACCAACGACAUAGGUAGAAAGAGGGAUAGGGAUGUCAGGCAGGAUUUCAGGGAGCUAGGGUGGAAGCUGAGAGCUAGAACAAACAGAGUGGUCAUCUCUGGUUUGUUACCCGCACCACGUGAUAGCGAGACAAAGAACAAGGAGAGAUUUCAGCUGAACACGUGGCUGCAGGGAUGGUGCAGGAGGGAGGGCUUCAGGUACAUGGACAAU